ACAGCAGAAUUCUCAUGCUUCAAGGCACCUGGAUUCAUCACUGGAGCAGAUCAUCCAAGCAAAGAUUAACCAGAGUGCACUCCAAGGGAAACAAGCUGAAUUUUUUGAUUUAAUGUCACAGGCAAAGUAUGGCAAUAUGCUUCCUUCUGAGCAUCAGCUUCGUCUUCAACAAGAGCAGUUGCAAGUGCAGCAAUUAUCUAUGGCACUGAGGCAACAAUUAGGAAUGGAGGGGGAUAGGAGGCUUGCUGGUUCAUUGUCCGUGGAUGAAGUUGGUCAGUUUGUUGGGAAUCCUAGCAAUCAUCAUCAGGCUUCUUCCGUGGGCUUGAAUGCUUCAGAUAUUUACCAGCAGAGGCUGUCGCCUCUUGAAGAGCCUUACUGCUAGUCAGAAUCAUUCUUUGCAGGACCUACUGGAGCGAGGGAAUUUUGAUCCCAACUCUACAGUAUUUGGCAGAUUGAAUCUCCCUGCAGCUGCUCCUGGGAUGAAAGUAGAAAAUGCAAAUUCUCUAGAUCUAGCUGAAAAUCUUUAUAGGCUGUCCAACAACCAACUUGGUCCUUUUUCUUCAGGUAACCACUCUCUUAGCCAGCAUGUUCCAAGUAAUGCAUAUGCUUCUCAUCCUGGUGCAACGGAGAGCUUCGACUCUAGGAAAAAUGUGCGGCUAGAAAAUAGUUGGACCGUAAAACAGAUGCAACAAUUAAAUCUUGAAACAGAAUUGCAAAGAAGGGAGUCUGAAGUUGAUUCAAGCACUUGGGCAUCAGCUGGAGGGGUUCAUGAAAACUCUAAGAAAGCUUUAAUGGACCUUCAUCAAAAACUUGGUAUUCAAUCUAUGCAAUCAUCAGAAGUAGUUUGUCAACAUUCUACGUCAUCUUCUAAAGGGAGGGAAACCUUUUGGCCCGUUUUUGAGCAGCAAACUUCCAAUUUUCCUUUAAAUCAUUUUCCAAAUGAGGAAGUUCAUGAGAAUUACUUGUUUCCGGAAGGCCUUCAAAAUUCUGAUUCAAGUGCCUUGUUGCAAGAUCAUUUGCAUGGAGUUGCUGUGAGUGAUUCUGUCAACCAAAUGGGUAACUGUGAAAGAUUUCCUCUUAAAGCUGGUUCUGACUCAUUUGUAGAAGAGCAAUCAUUCUUGAUGGCCAUUGAAGACUCUUCUUGUGGUAGUUAUGCAGAUGCUAGCUUGAUGAGAAAAUCAGUUGUGGAUGUAGAAAUAGCAGAACUGGAAGCAAAGGAGAAGGAAAAUGGAAUGAAGGUUAUGAUUGCAAGGAAUGGUUCCAUGUCGGGGUCUGAGGAUAAUGUGCAAGUAGAAACAGCAUUGGAGUGUGGUGAUCUACGAAGUAGCAUCCAUAGCCGGCAUAAUUCUCUUAGUACUGAUGGGAGCAGCAGGUUGAAUGGAUAUGAAGUUGGAUUAGAUAAGUCGGUUGAUGAUGUUUUUAUUGAUAGGUCACCUUCAAUGCUGGCAAAGGGACUGGACAAAGUUUCACAGAAAUGCCCACCUGUACCAAAGGUUUCUUCAUCCCAGGAUGUCGUUUCUGAUGAAAACUCACUGGCAUUUGUCAAGCAGAAUAGUUCUACAAGCCUUGCAACUUCUGAUGAAGGAAGACAGGAGACUGCGGCACAUCUACGUGCAAUGAGGAGCAUAGAAACCGAGGCAUCGGGCAAGAAAGACGCAUGUUUUAGAAGGACGUCAUCUUGCGAUUGUGCUGAAGCAUCAUUCAUAGAGAUUCUAAAGAAGCCGGUUCUUCGUGGGACUGAAGCAGAUCCCUCUGAAGGAGUUGCACAAGCUGGACGAAGUGGCAAGAAGGGAAAAGAGGAAGACAGAUUGAUCCUGCUCUUUUAGGUUUCAAACUCACAAGUAACCGUGUAAUGAUGGGUGAGAUCCAUCGCCUUGACGAUUGACAACCACACUCGCUAUGUACAUUCCCUGUAUAUCUUUUAACCCUUUUUCUUAUAGAGAAUUUUUGUACAGAAUAUGCAUAGGCAAUUUAAUUGAUUUUU
Hibiscus syriacus is the source of this 1984-nucleotide messenger RNA. RefSeq lists its product as uncharacterized. Bases 327 to 1826 code for a protein of 499 amino acids. The transcript has 4 exons. NCBI's taxonomy places the organism in Eukaryota, Viridiplantae, Streptophyta, Magnoliopsida, Malvales, Malvaceae. The record is from RefSeq and is a predicted model, not a curated record.